AUCAGAUCCGGACGGAGAUUCUAGAGCCCAAGAAGAGAAUCCAUUCUGAACAGGUCUCCUACUGUUGUUGCUGGUCUGAGGUGCACGAUGGCCCAAAACCAGGUGAUUCUACAGUUUCGUUUUGCCACUUUCGGUGACUCCAUGCUGCAGAAGAUGAAUCUCUUACGUCACCAGAGACGCUUUUGUGAUGUCACUGUACGCAUUAACCAGUUGGAGGUCCCAGGUCACAAGGUGGUGUUUGCCGCUGGCUCUUCCUUCCUAAGGGAUCAGUUUAUCCUUCAGCAGGAUUCUGGGGAAGUCCAGAUCUCCCUUAACCAGGAAGCUGAGGUCGGGCGGCAGCUGCUGCUGUCCUGCUAUACGGGCCAACUGGAGUUUCCUGAACUGGAGUUGGUCCAUUAUCUGACAGUGGCCAGUUUUCUUCAAAUGGGUCACAUUGUAGAGCAGUGCACCCAAGCUCUCAGUAAGUUCAUCAAACCCCAGGCACCGCGUCUGCUGGAGGUGGAUGUGAAUUUAAGGAAAGAGAAGAAAGAUGAAGGUUUGUGCUCCCAUCCUUCAAGAGAACAAGUUCGAUCUCACGUGCAGAACGUCCAUCAGGAGGUGGGACUGUUGGAGCAAGUGGAGGGUAAUGACAAUGAAAAUAUUGAUGAUGAGGAGGAGGAGGAGGAUGACGACGUUAUUGUGCAACCAAAAAACCCCCUCCAGAUCUUGGGGAGGCAUUCUAGGCAGAGUACAGAAGACAACGAUAUUGCCAUAGUAAAGGUGGAAUCUGUUUCUGACGUACCAGAGAACUCCAUCAGCGGCCAUUUUCCUACCAGCCCCUCUGCUGCUCUCCACUCUCCUGAGCCGCAACACUCCCUUAUCAACUCCACUGUAGAUAGCCGUGGCAGCGAGGUGGUGGUUCCGCCAAUGUCUGGCUACCCACUGAGCCCACCAUCUGCAUCUCCUCCAGCAGAGAAACACAGUGGGCACCAGAGAAACUACGACAAGCCUCUCCAGUGGUACCAUCAGUGUCCAAAGUGUGCCCGGGUUUUCCGCCAGCUGGAGAACUAUGCCAACCACCUUAAGAUGCAUAAGUUGUUCAUGUGCCUACUGUGUGGCAAGACCUUCACUCAAAAGGGCAACCUGCACCGGCACAUGCGUGUCCACGCAGGCAUCAAACCCUUUCAGUGUAAAAUCUGCGGUAAGACUUUUACCCAAAAGUGUUCCUUGCUGGAUCAUCUAAACCUGCACAGUGGGGAUAAACCUCACCGCUGCAACUACUGUGACAUGGUGUUUGCUCACAAGCCUGUGCUACGCAAGCACCUCAAACAAAUCCAUGGGAAGAACAGUUUUGACAAUGCAAAUGAAGGCAGCCUCCAUGACGGAGGGCUUGACUUUGAUUUUGGACGAAUGUGAGGCUCUGUAGACCAGAUUGUCUAAAUCCCUUUGGUAGCCGUAGCAGAGAUUUUUUUUUUUUUUUUUUUUUUUUCCCCCCCACAGGUGACACUUUUGGCCUUAUUCAUGUGUUGCGUUAUUGUACGUCUCCAACCUCAAAGUUCAGAUUCUGUCCGAUCACAGCGUACUUGGACUGAUGAGAAUCCGUCUGCUCCAAGUCAACAGCUGGUAGCCAUUGCUCCAUUCAGUGUUUAUCAUCAGCAUGUUUCAAAAACAUAUUGAUGCUCUGCUUCGCUUGGCGCUUCACUCCUUGUAAUGUCCGUCUAGAUCAGUGUUUCUCAGACUUUUUCAAAACAAGAACCACUGAACUAAUAAA
Messenger RNA from Thalassophryne amazonica, 1750 nucleotides. It is a transcript of the gene zbtb26, whose product is annotated as zinc finger and BTB domain containing 26. Gene Ontology annotation, molecular function: protein binding; RNA polymerase II cis-regulatory region sequence-specific DNA binding; DNA-binding transcription factor activity, RNA polymerase II-specific. Gene Ontology annotation, cellular component: nucleus. Bases 88 to 1395 code for a protein of 435 amino acids. NCBI's taxonomy places the organism in Eukaryota, Metazoa, Chordata, Actinopteri, Batrachoidiformes, Batrachoididae. Gene Ontology annotation, biological process: regulation of transcription by RNA polymerase II. The record is from RefSeq and is a predicted model, not a curated record. The transcript has 2 exons.